AAGAGGUGGUGUGGUCCACAGGGAACUCAUCAUCACUUUAAAACGCACCACAGACCUGGCACAAAAGGAGCGCUCGCAGGUGAGCACAGGCGCAAAGGGGAUGUGUCUUAUUUCACCGCAGGGAAACACAUUUGCACCUGCUGCAAGAGGAGACUCACUCAAACUAGGAAAAACGUGGACUUCAAGUCGGAGAGAGAGAGAAACUUUCUUUUAGCAGCAACUGUUGCAGAUGUGUGGGGUUUUUUUUCGUUAAAAAGCAGCAGUGCAUGAUGUGGAUGUAGUUAUUCCGCACUGAUGUGGAAGAUGUCAAUGUUUGCUUCUAGACUGGUACUUUAUUGAGAGUUUAUUUUCUAUUGUCUUACUCUCACUUUUCUCUGAACAGUUACAUGACGCAAACUGUUGCUUGGAGUCCAGAUUUUGUGGUGAGCCCGUGUCCCUGCCAAGCGGAGUCGCGCCUCUAUUUGCUGACAGCCCACAAGGAAACAUGAACGUCUCCUUCUUCGACUUGACUCGGGGUGCGCUGUUUAACGGGAGUCAGACUCUCGCAGGGACUCUGGCAACAUACAACGGCACCGACAACGUGGUGACCGGCGAUGGUGGAGGGUCCUCGGUGCUGGCACAAGACGAGCGCAAACUCUUCGUCAUGCGCGUGGUGCAAAUCGCUGUGCUGUGUGUGCUCUCGCUUACAGUGGUGUUUGGGAUAUUCUUCCUCGGGUGCAACCUGAUGAUCAAAUCUGAGAGCAUGAUUAACUUUCUGGUAAAGGAGCGGAGACCCUCAAAAGAUGUGGAGACGGUUAUGAUCGGGCUCAGCUAGAACUACAAGACAGUAGUGUGGAGAAGUCAAGUGGAGAUCCGGUUUGAUGAUCUGGUGCACAUUCCCUCUGGCAGAUCAAGAUCGGCACCUGCAUGUACGCCUCAAGGAUGCUCUCUCUACGUCCUCGCGAGGGGAGAUAUGCAAAAACUUCACAAUUCCUUCCGAAAAGGACUCGAGGGAAGUAGUCCAGCGACACACGUUUAUGCGUAAAGUAUGUGCGUAAAACAUGGGCAUUGUUUACACAUGGACCGAUCUAUUGAAUCUUUUGGGUGAAUUUAAUGUUGCCAACUUGAACAAAAUGAAGAAAAUGUUUACAAAUUGUUACCUCAUUUUUGCCGUUUUUUUCCUCUAUUGUUAUUUAAGAUGAAAACCAGUGAAUGUUUUUAAAAAGCAUGUUUAUGAAUUCCUGAAGUCAGACAAUGUUCGGUGGAUAUCCCUUGAAAGGUGUUUUCUUUUGUCUCGUUUGGUUAAUAUACUCUAAGUACUGAAAUCUUGCACGUUUUCAAGGGAAACUGCCACAGCUUUAUGAAGUGAUUCUGGUUCCGCAUGCUCGCUACUUGAUCCGUAAAGUGAUUUUUGGACCCGUUUUGCACUUUUGAAGCCACUGAUGCUGCAUGAGAU
Molecule: messenger RNA, 1435 nt
Organism: Xyrichtys novacula (pearly razorfish)
Lineage: Eukaryota; Metazoa; Chordata; Actinopteri; Labriformes; Labridae
Source: the annotation of a GenBank genome assembly